AUGAGCGACCAUUCGCCGCUCACAUGGGCGGUUAUUUCCGGUUCUCCUCCGGAACCUGAAGCGACAAUACAACGGACGGGCGUUAAGGCGCACAUCUUUUGUACGAAUGUUGCCAAAUUGAUAUCACGGCUGCCCACCUCGUGGGAAACAGCUGAUGAUAUCGAACGCACCGGUGAUGACCUAUUCAAUGGCAUCACGGCAGAAUGGAAAGCUGGGGCGGCCAAACCUGAUCGCACCGGACGCUCCAAAUCUUGGUGGAACCUUGAAUGCAGUAACGCAAGCAAGGCCGUCAGAAAAGUGCGCAAACAGUGCAAAAUCUCACGUGCAAUGGUCCACCAUGCACGGAACACGCUCGGGAACCAAUCCCAGCAAUUCCGACUCUAUUAUGAGUGGCACGAACAUGUGCAACAGCGCCUCAAGCAGACGCUCAAAUGGGUUCGAGCGGCGUCACGCCGCGCGAAGCGCACCUUCUUUGACAACGUGUUGUCGAAGGCCCACCCUCAGCUCAUCUCCAAUUUUGUGAGUUGGGCUAAACCGAGACGGUUAGACGCCGGUGCGCAAAUUAAGCGCGCUGACGGCACGCCGAUCAAUUCACAAGCGGAACUCCAAGAGGAGUUCCGUGAACAAUUUACGCCUUCCGUCCCGAAGGCAAUUGAUGAGUCAAUCCUGGAGGAACUUCGGUCCUUUGAGAAGCGCUCAUUCCCGGAUAUCUCCAAUGAGGAGAUAUCAGAGAACUUGGCAGACACGUCGAACACGUCUGUCGGGGGUGAAGAUCAUGUUAAUUGGGAAUGG
Molecule: messenger RNA, 792 nt
Organism: Fomitopsis serialis
Lineage: Eukaryota; Fungi; Basidiomycota; Agaricomycetes; Polyporales; Fomitopsidaceae
Exons: 1
Source: RefSeq, a predicted model, not a curated record